Xyrauchen texanus (razorback sucker) is the source of this 1376-nucleotide messenger RNA. It is a transcript of the gene psmb11b, whose product is annotated as proteasome 20S subunit beta 11b. The record is from RefSeq and is a predicted model, not a curated record. Gene Ontology annotation, cellular component: proteasome core complex. Bases 231 to 1376 code for a protein of 381 amino acids. The transcript has a single exon. NCBI's taxonomy places the organism in Eukaryota, Metazoa, Chordata, Actinopteri, Cypriniformes, Catostomidae.
AUCUAUUCGGACAUAAGCAUCGACUUAAUGCUGUUUUAUCAGCAAACAUGGAUUGAAAAUGACUUAUGCGGAUAUUACAAUACAAAUCAGCCGGAACAACACAAAAAGAUAUUUACAGUAACAUGCCUGUAAGUCUUCAGAGGUCAUAAGAAAAGUUUUUGCAGCUCAUGUCAUAUAAUUUAAUAAUUGGCAGAGUUAUAAUUUAUUGCAUAUCUACACAAUAAUAAUUUAUGGCUUUACAAGAUGUAUGCGGCUUGCACAACACCCCUCUGUUCCCUCAAUGGAGUGCUCCACUCACACAGUCCUUUAUGCCGGAAGAUUCCACUCAUCUACUGGGAGGGGGAGAUGCUUUUUGUACUUGGUUGUUUGGGAGGGGCAGUUUAAGCCCUUUGGAAUUUCAUAUACCUGUAGCGGCAUACCUUACAGAAAGUCCGAUACAAUUUGGUCAAACCAGCCUCACUUCUUCAUCAACAAACCUGUUUACUAUUGAAGAUCUAAACCCCUCGUUACCAGUGAUCUCUCUUCCUACACCCACACCCUACUCCAUCUCUCCAUCCGUCCCUUUGCCAUUUACUCUCUCUCAUGGUACCACAACUCUGGGCUUUGCGUUCCAGGGAGGCGUGAUAGCUGCAGCCGAUACACGUUCCAGCUGCUCAGGUCUGGUGGCGUGUCCUGCAUCUCCAAAGGUCUUACCAAUCCACUCUCACCUGGUGGGCACCACCUCCGGGACCUCGGCUGACUGUGCCCUCUGGAAGCGCAUCCUGGCACGAGAGCUCAGGCUCUACCAGCUUCGACAUCGCCGUAGGCUGUCAACAGGAGGUGCCGCCAAACUUCUGUCCCACAUGCUGCACCCGUUUAAAGGCACAGAGCUGUGCGUCGCAGCCACUCUGUGUGGAUGGGAUGGGGAUGGGGAUGGGGAUGAGGAAACCGCAAUUGGUGCGUCUCAACCAGUCACAACUUGUGAAACUAAAACUCAGCCAGUGGCCAAAUCUGAGAGGUCUUCACAUCAAGGUUUAGUUGCCCCCUAUUCCAGAGUGUCUGGUCCGCGGGUUAUUUAUGUGUGCAGUGAUGGGCUACGCCUGAAGGGAGAGCUGUUCUCUGUGGGAUCAGGGUCUCCUUAUGCAUACUCGAUCCUGGACAGCAGCGUUUACUGGGGAAUGAGCGUAGAGGAGGCUGCUUCAGUUGCCAGGGAGGCCGUGUACCGUGCCACACACAGAGAUGCAUACUCAGGAAAUAACGUGGAUCUCUACCAUGUUACUGCCAAAGGAUGGAGGCGCAGAGAGAGGGAGGAUUUGAAAGAGGAGUAUUACAGAGAAAAGGAGAGGGGGAGAAAGAGGGUAGAAGAAAGAAAGAGGGAAAAAGAGAGCAAUGGUUAA